GUUGUACUAUGCUGGGCUACCACAUGCAAGUAGACACUACGCUUUCAGACCCCAUGCAUCCACAUCGAUGCAGUAUCCACCCCCACGCUAAUUCCGUCGAUAAUCCACGGCUCAAGCGAGUACGAUGGCCAAUGUCGUCGCCGUUUACCCUGGUGAUCUUGUCUUCCGAAUUGAUGGGGACUGUGGGGUCGUAUCAACAUGGCAUCGUCGUCGACAUGCUGCCGUUCUUGGCAUUUGACCCGAAACGGCUCCAAAAGGAUAAGGCCCUCACACACAAGAUGCUGACAGUCGCUGGCGUGCAUAAAGUGCUCUCGACGUGGCUGACAACGUUCGGGUUCGACCGGCUCCGUCUUUUGUUUGACCGGCUUGGCUACAUGCGGUUUCUGGUGGCGUCGGACGCAGUGUACUUUGGCAACUAUCCCCUCCUGGACGCCCUACACACGUCGUUCACGUUGUCCUCAUUUCGCGGCAACUUCCUCGACCUGGCUGCGCUCGCAAAUGACUUGGAGAUGGUUCGAUAUUUGCACGAACGUGGCCACAACGGCUGCACCACGGCUGCCAUGGAUGCUGCUGCCAAAUGCGGAAACGUUAACAUGGUGGAAUACCUCGACACCCAUCGAAGCGAAGGCUGUACCGCGCACGGUUUGGCCCUGGCUACCAUUCAUGGACACACUGCUGUGGCGCGAUACCUUCAAGACAAAGGACUGGCCAAGUAUGAAAAGAACUGGCUCAUGGCUGCUCUGCAACGCAUGCGGACGCGCCAAAACUAACAGAGUAGUAAUGAACCAAUUAAUCGCUUAUUGCGGUCGUGGUAAAGUAGUUACUUCACGUAC
This is a messenger RNA of Aphanomyces astaci, 833 nucleotides long. RefSeq lists its product as hypothetical. Gene Ontology annotation, molecular function: protein binding. NCBI's taxonomy places the organism in Eukaryota, Oomycota, Saprolegniomycetes, Saprolegniales, Verrucalvaceae. The transcript has a single exon. The record is from RefSeq and is a predicted model, not a curated record. Bases 9 to 770 code for a protein of 253 amino acids.